Messenger RNA from Eriocheir sinensis (Chinese mitten crab), 7034 nucleotides. RefSeq lists its product as uncharacterized. The record is from RefSeq and is a predicted model, not a curated record. Lineage: Eukaryota; Metazoa; Arthropoda; Malacostraca; Decapoda; Varunidae. The transcript has 12 exons. Gene Ontology annotation, cellular component: plasma membrane. The coding region runs from base 9 to 1517 and encodes 502 amino acids.
UUCAGGAGAUGCUGCAGGUGGCUCGCGAGUGUUCUGCCGGGGAUGGUGCGUCCGCUGCUCGCCUCCUGAGCUUCGGGGAGAUCUGUCUCUUAGCCUCUGAGCUACAGCAAUGCUACGACAAAGAGACGCCCCAACCCCCCCUCCUCUCCAAACUGUCAGAGAAAACAUGCGGAGAGAAGAAGAGAAUUGAGAGGAAAAUGUCGAAGUCCUCACCCAAGUAUGAGGUUUUCCUUGGGGGCUCGUGUAACCCCACCACCUGGCGGCAGAAGGUGGCGAUCCCCAUGCUCAAGGACCACGGCAUAUCCUUCUACAACCCGCAAGUCUCUCACUGGGAGGAGGCGCUGGUCGAGGUGGAGUACCAGGCCAAGCAGACGGCCUCGGUGGUGUUCAUCGUGCUGGACCGACACACCCGGAACGUGGCGUCCAUGGUCGAGGCCGCGUACAUGGCCGGCUGCCGACGCAAGCUGGUGGUGGUCAUGGACUCGUACACCGGACCGGGCCAGCUCAUCAACGGGGAGCCGAUCUCGGAGCGUGAGUACCAGGACCUGACCAGCGGCUUCAAUACGGUCAGGGACUUGGUGGAGCGACAGGAAAUCCCGGUGUUUGGGGAGAUCACGCACGCCCUCAACUGCACGGCCAAGAUCCUGAGGGAGGACAUUUACCCGCAGGACCUGGGCAGCGAGGACGACGUCAAGCCUGUCAAAUACCCGUACCUGCAACUGGACGACAAACUGCUGAAAAUUCACGACGCCUUCAUCAACACCAACUCAGAGCAGAUCACGUUGGCCGAGGCCCAGGUGGUGUACAAGAUGGUCACGAACAAGGAGCUCACUAACGAGGAACUCCAGAUGAUUGUAGCGUUUAAGAAAGGUAUCGACAUCCAGGAGCUGAACGGGAUGGAGUUGCCGUUGGGCCUCUGGGACAUCCUGAGUCGGAUGUCCCAGCGAGUCAUUGGUUGGGCAAUCCCUCGUCGGCCGGUCCGCUCCAUCUCCACCAGCAGCAGUAGCAGUAGCGGCAGCACCACCAGCACCACCAACACUAACAACAGCACCAGCGGAAACAGCGGCGGCAGGGACAUCUAUCUCGGAGGCUCGGUGGGGGAGAGAGUGACGUGGAGGGAAGAGCUAGCUGUCCCCUUACUCCUGAAAAACGGGCUGUCGUAUUUCAACCCAGCCGCCUCCUCGCGCUGUUCCUCGGGCCGCCUGCUACCCAUGGAGGCUGUUCUCAUGGAGCAUUCCCGGGUGUUGCUGUUUGUGAUCACUGACACCACCAGGGGAGUCUCCGCAAUGACCCUGGCAUCUCACUACAUUGGUCUGGGCUGCAAUGUUGUGCUCUGCGUCCAAAUGCUCACCGAAAGUUCUCUAGUGGACGGCGAACAGCUCUCCAGACAUGCACUCAAGGACUAUAACAGGGGUCGGACAUACCUCGUAGACCAGGCCAAGAAGGACGGGAUCUCGGUCUAUUCGGACAUCCAGGAAGCCCUCGAGUGCGCCGUGGCUAAGGCCCAAGCGAGAUAGUGGCCCCGGGACCCUUAGGCAGCAUGGAAAAGGGCCCUUGUACCCUUAAACCCAAAAGCCCACUGAUAUUGUGACUCUGGUGGCGAAGGUCGAGGGCGAGGGUCUUGCUUUCGCCUUCGACCCCGACUGCUCAAAAGUGACUCGUAAAGCAGCUGUUUGGUGUUCUCCCAUUCGCCGAUGGGAAGGCGCGAGUGUGAGGGGAUGUGGCGAGUGUCUGGGGGUGUUAUUUAUUGUUUGGUUGGCGUGUGGUGGCUCUGUAGCGAUGGUUGAGGUGGUUAACGAGGGAAGGACAGGUACGGGAUUCUCUCUCUUCGACACACCUGGUUUUUACUUUCCUCUGUUGCACCGCCUCUGUUGCUUUCUAUGCCACACCUGUUAUGGAAGACGGAGAGAGAGAAAGAGAGAGAGGGAAGGAAGAAGAGACGGAAAGAAAAGGAAAAGAAGGAGGACUAAGAGAAAGGAAGAUAGAAUAGACAGAAAGAGGAGGAAAGAAGAAAGAUUGAAGAGAGAAAGCUAGAAUCGAAAGGAAGAAGAGAAAAGGAAAGAUAAGGAAGAUUGAAAGAGAGAUGGAGGUAGAAGAAGAGACAGGGAGAAGAGAGAAAAGGAUGAAAUAUAGAGAAACGGAGCUGGAAAUGACAGGAAAAAGAGAAGAGGAGAAAGAAAAUGAAAAAUGAAAAACAAAGUGAAGAAGAAAGAGAUUAAACUCCUCUCACACUUAAUAGACAAAGAGCAGCUGUCUUCUAUUGUUGACUUAUUGAAGCAACUGAAAAUAAGUGAAGCAAUAAACUUUUAUGUGAAGAAAACUUAUUAUUUUUUUCUUCUUCUGAUGGCAGCCAAGAGAUGAAACCAAGUGCAGUUAUAUCUUACAGGGAGAGAAAUAAACAAAUAAACAAACAAAUAAACAAAAACAUGACUAAAAGAAAAGCAGGAAAAUAAAGGAAAAUAGGAAAAUGAUAGUUAGGGAUAUAAAUGUGUGUAUGAACCUAUAUUUUCUUUUCCUUUUUUUUCCUUUUUUGGGGGGUGAAGUUAUGAAUGGGGGAAAAUAUAAAUGAAUGUGUAUUUAGUUGGAAAAUGAAAAUAUGAGGAAGGAAAAUAAAUGAAAAGAUAGGAAAAGAAAAAGGAAACUAGAGAAAAAGAGAUUGAGAGAAUGGAAAGGAAAAAAAUAUUAAAAACUUGUCUUGUGGGGAAAUAUGAGGAAAGAAGGAAAAUAUUAAAAGAGGAAAAUAGAGAAAUCACAUAUGCAAAAAAAAUAUAUCGAGAAAAAAUGAGAAAAAAAAAGUAGGAAGAAAAAAAUGAAAAGGAAUGAGGAAAAUGAGGAAAAUAUAGGAAAAUAAAGAGGGAAAGGAAAGUUGUGUUAGCAGUGUUGUCUCUCAUUGCAAAGCGUUAGAAAGAAAAUGGGUCCAGAGUGUUACAUGUGUCGAGUUUGGAAGGGAUGACUAAAGAAAAAAAAUUGUAUUGCUUGAAGAAGAAGAAAAGAUGAAGAGAAAUGAGAGAGAAAGGAAGAAAAAUUUAUUACUAACAGAAGAGAAAAAUUGUAUUACUAAGAAAGAGAAGAAAAAAGUUUGGGAAAUGUUAGAGAAAGGAAGAAAAAUGUAUUGAAGAGAAAAAAUAUAUUACUUAGACAGAGAAGAAAAGGUGAAGAUAAAUUAGAGAAAAAGGAAGAAAAAAUAUUACUAAAAGAAGAGAAAAAAUAUAUUACUAAGAAAGAAGAAAAAAGUUGAGGAAAUAUUAGAGAAAAGGGAAAAAAAUAUGUAUUACUAAAAAAAGAAGAAAAGGUGAAAUAGAAAUGAGAGAAAAGGUGAAUAGAAACAAGAAUAGAAGAGAAAAAAUGUAUUGAUGAAAGAAGAGAAAAAAUGUAUUACUAAGAAAAUAUGAAAAAAGUGAAGGAAAUGAAAGAAAAAAGGGGAAAAAAACUCAUUGUAAUUUUCUCUGCUCAUUUCCUUUUCACAUUCAGUAGAAAAAAAAGAAAAAAAGGAAAAGCUGAUAAAGAAGAAAAUAGAAAAAAAGAAGAAAAAAGUAAAAAGAAGACAAGAGAAUUCAUAUUUUAAGGAAAAUUAAUAAUGUAUAGAAUAAUGAAUGAGAGAGAGAGAGAGAGAGAGAGAGAGAGAGAGAGAGAGAGAGAAUUGUACAUACUGAAUACUUUAACAAAUCCGAUUGGUUGGUGGAAGUUAGUUGGUUUGUAAUGUAAUUUUUUUUUUCCAUAGAUGGCUGCUCCCCCUCACCCCCUAUUACCCCCCCCCCUCCCCCCCUCCAGGCAGCAUCUUCAAGGGACGCUAUCUCAGGUUUACGGUUGAAAUAUUAUAGUCUGGCCUCGCACGGGACUCGGGGGAAAGAAAACGGGAAGCGGAGAAAGAAAACGGGACGCGGUUGGUGACUGAUUCAUGGAUUGUCUGAAUAUAUCGUAGUACUUAUUAUAUCGACUUACUUGAUGUUAUAUGUAGAUGAGAAACGAUACUUCAUCUCUCUUUUAUUAACUAGACGUAUGUAACAUCGUAUCCACUUAAAGAAUUGAAAAAGAGCAAAUAAAUAAAUAAAUAAAUAAAGACAAGACGUAGAGCUAAAAGAAGAAAGUAAUUGAAGUCCAGAUGAUACAAUAAAAAAGACGAGAACAAGACGUAGUGGAUAGUACAUUUUAAUUAAGGAUGAAAAAUUAAAAUAUUGGAGUAAAAAAAAAUAUACAAAUCAACAGUAACGAAAAGAAAAGUAAUAUCAUCAUUAUUAUAUUGAUGAAUUAAUUUGUAUCUUAGUAAAGUAUGUGUAUUUUUUUUAUUUAUUUAUUUAUUUAUUUUUUUUUUUUUUACCAAAGUUGACAAAAAUACGAUUCAAAAACACGUAUUUCUAAUCUGGUAAAAUUAUCAUUGUUGCUACUGCUACUACUACUACUACUACUACUACUACUACUACUACUACUGUCAUCAUUACCAACCCGUCCCUCCCUUCCCUCCCCCGCUCCGUGCCGGCCAAGACUGGGUCAGCAUCAGACGUAGUACAAGACUGGGCGGCAGAAGACCUUCGUGUUGGCAACUGUGUAGGGCUGUAGGCGUAGCUAUAGGGAGAGAGAGAGAGAGAGAGAGAGAGAGAGAGAGAGAGAGAGAGAGAGAGAGAGAGAGAGAGACUUUUUGUGAAGUUACGAAUGUGGGAAAAAAAAUGUUAUUGAAAAGGAAAAGAAAAUGGAGAAGGAAAGUGUGAAAAUGAAGAGAGAGAGAGAGAGAGAGAGAGAGAGAGAGAGUACGGUAUAUAUAACAGAAGGAUUGCAAAGAAAAACGAAGGAAAGGGAUGAAAGAAUGCGAAAGAGAGAGAGAGAGAGAGAGAGAGAGUUGCACUGUGUUAUCUCUCGAUUCUCACUAGGUUGUACGAAUAUAUAAAAAAAAAAUCACACAAUUCAACUUACAUAUAUUUUCCGUUUCUUUUUUUUCUCUCUUUUUUUGGGUGUAAAUAUAUAUGUAUGUGUGUGUUUGUGUGUGUGUUCGUGUGUGUGUGUCACUUUUCACAUUCCCGUUUGUAAAGUGUUUGUUAUUAUUAUCAUUAUUAUUGUCAUUAUUAUUAUUAUUAUUAUUAUUAUUAUUAUUAUUAUUAUGUAUUUCAAAGGCAGCUUCAUCCUUUUUUUCCGCCCAAUAACUCAGCUUUUUCUAAUGUAUUUUUUUGUUUAUUUUUCGAUUUAUUUUUAUUUUUAUUUCUUCCGUGACCAUACGUACACAUAUAUACAUACAUACAUACAUGCAUACAUACACACGCGUACAUACAUGGGACAGAUAAUCUUACUUUCCUCUACUUUCUUCUUACUUUAUUACUUUUUUUCUUCGUUUCUUACUUUCUUUUCACAUCUUUCAACUUUCUAUAUUUCCGUUACUUUCUUUACUUAAUUCUGCCAACUUUACUUCUAUCUAACUUUCUCCUCUUAUUUUUUUUGCAGUCUUACUAAAAAAAUUUACUUUCCUACUUUUCCUCUUUCGUUAUUACUUUCACACAUUUCUUUAUAUCUUACUUUCUCCUCGCUCUUUAUUUCUCUUCAGUUUUACUUUUUACUUUCCCAAUUCUUUUCCUCUUUCGUUCUUACUUUCACACUUUUCCUUAUAUCUUACUUUCUCCUACUUUUCCCUACUCGCAUUGCAACGUCAACACGAAUCUCAAAGUCACACCGUUUAGAUAAGUGAGGAACCGCAGAGCCUAAUUUGUUUAUGAUAUUGUGAAAAAGUGCGUUAUUUUUUCAAGUAAACCCAAACAUUGUGCCAAAAUUCAUCAUUAAAGGACAAUGAAGUGAGGAUCGGAUCACACACACACAAAGAAAAACGUAUAUUCAACAUUUUUAAGCAUCGAACACAUAUAUAGAACUUUUAAGAGCAUUAGAAUCCAUUUAGUAGGAUUAUUUAGAAUCAAACUCCCUCUAGUGACAGUUCGGAUUACUACGGAUCAGACUCCAUCAUCAAACCUUACUGAAGAUUAAGACAUAUCCGUUAUUUUAUUAUUAUUUUUUACAACAAAGGAGACAGCUCAAGGGCACAAAAAAUGACACCAUAAUAAAAAAGCCCGCUACUCGCUGCUCCUAAAGAAAAAAAAAAUCAAGAGGUGGCCGAAAGAGAGGUCAAUUUCGGGAGGAGAGGUGUCCUGAUACCCUCCUCUUGAAAGAGUUCAAGUCGUAGGCAGGAGGAAAUACAGAUGAAGGGAGAUUGUUCAAACUCCUUUAUUUAGCAUUAUUUAGGAUCAAGGCUCUUUUUUCUAUAUAUCUUAGGACCAGAAACAUUUGAUAUCAGCGUUAUUUAGGAUCAAACACCAUUCUGAAACAUUAAUUAGGAUCCAACUCCUUUAUGCGGCAUCUAAUCUCCCUUAUCUUAGGUUCUGCGUCCUCGUGAGUCUCAUUGAACCCUUAGCGAGCAGUGUAGUCCCUGGUCCUUGUGUGUGCGUGUGUGUGUACGUGUCCUCUGUUCCCGUGUACGUGUAUGUGUGUGCGUGUGUUGUGUACGUAGGAAAGCGAAGGUGUACAGGUAACAGACAGGUAUAGAAAGUUAAGGAAAUAGAAAGUAAAGAUGUUAAUGGUAAUAAUAAUAAUAAUAGGUGACUGAUUAUUGUUUUAUUUUCUUUCAUUGUUGUUUUUAUUGUUGUUUUUGGAAGACGGAAAUAUGUUAAAGCUUUAUUAUUUUCUUUUCUUCCAUUUGUUUCGUUGAUUUUCUUUUGUUUUUGGUUUAGUUUUGUUUUUUCAUGUAUUGUUUUUAUCAUUAUUGUUUUUGGUAAGUGGAAAAAUAUCUCUCACAUCUUUUAUUUUGUUUUUCUUUUGGUAUUUUCUUUAUUUUCUUCAUUUUUGGUCUUUUGUAUGUAUGUUCGUAUGUAUGUAUGUAUAUGUGCGUACGUCAAUGGAAUAUCCGUAUGGCUUUACUUUUUUUUUUUUCAUUUUCUCGUAUCUUUUCUUGAUCUACUCCAUCGUAACUAUGUUGUACCGUUAUCUCCUAAUUCUGUAUAUAUCACAUAAUAUAUAAUAAUGUACCAUAGACUAUUUUUACAAGAAGCCUAACACACACUGAC